AUGACGUCACAGGAGACCAGCGGAUUCCCCCGCGCGUCCAGCAAUCGGCGGAGCCUAGACUGCCUUCUAUAUAAUCUUCGUCAAGGAAACACUUCGCCACAAUCUGCCUUCGCGCCCAAGCUAAAGGUCAGUGAAAAGUCUUCAGUGACGGCGGCAGUGCUCGUGGUCUCUCUGGCGUCCCUCGCCUUUGCUUCCGAGACUCGGCAUUACGCCCCAAAUAUAGGCGUCCUUGAGGGCGUGGGUGGCCUCCAUGGUGCUGGUGUUGUGGGUGGCGUAGGACACGGCCUCAGUGAUGGAUUAGGACACGCUCUAGGUGCUGGACUGAGCCUCGGACACGACUUGGAUUCCGCUGUCGGAUUGGGACACGGCGUGGCACCUGGCUUCGGAGUGGGACUGGGCGUGGGUGCCGGCGUGGGCGUGGGUGCCGGUGUGGGCGCAGGAUACGCCAACUGCAAGAACUGGUGUAAGGCCCCCACGGGCAAGUACGAGUGCUGCGACGACCUCAAGCCCGGCCACUGCCCUCCCGUCCGCCCCACAUGCCCCUCCGUCAGGAGCGUCCUUCCUCCCACGCCCUGCACGAACGACUCCUACUGCCCCGGCGCCAACAAGUGCUGCUACGACACCUGUCUCGAGUACCGCACCUGCAAGUCCAUCACCGCCUUCUACUGAGACAGCAAACUCUAGUCAGCACUUGUCACCAUUUUCACUGAACUAUCAUACGCAUCCUUUAAGAUUAUACUUCAUUCCCAUACGAGCUGAGAGGCCAGUCAGACACUAACUAAAACAAUAAAGAAGUUA
Penaeus monodon (black tiger shrimp) is the source of this 798-nucleotide messenger RNA. Its product is annotated as fibroin heavy chain-like. The coding region runs from base 1 to 669 and encodes 222 amino acids. Gene Ontology annotation, molecular function: peptidase inhibitor activity. The transcript has 2 exons. The record is from RefSeq and is a predicted model, not a curated record. Lineage: Eukaryota; Metazoa; Arthropoda; Malacostraca; Decapoda; Penaeidae. Gene Ontology annotation, cellular component: extracellular region.